UUGUAAGGCCCGCCAUCGGUCGACCCGCUGUCAACAAUGAUCGCCUUGGGGGUGAACUUCUCUAUUCCAUACCAGAAAUGGUCGGCCCGGUAGCCAUAGCCGAGCAUGGCAUUCGGAGUUAGAAUAUUGAAUUCGGAAGACAUGGCGGAGGUGGACAAGCGUUGACCAGAGUUGACUCCCAAUAAUCUCAGAAUCACACCAGGAUUAACCGUGCGUCGUGCGUUGGUCUAAUAGUUUGGGCAUUCGGUAUGACGCCGAUGCGGGGAAACCCGAAAGCCGACAGAAGCACCGGCAACAUGCCGAAUAGAACCUGGUCAUAUGAAACAGGAAAAGCAGUCAGCAUCGAGUUGGAGAUAAUAUUUGAUAUGCUUCUCCCGUAUUAUCCCGCUCCUCAUCGCCUCCCAUUCUCCUGCAAAUAUGAGUCUCUCAAACUUGCUGGGUUCUUUCGGGUGGAUUUCUACGAAAUUUGGCCAGUCCGAACAGCCUCGAAUCUCUGAAGACAGUGGUACGACUUCAGCGUCAGCUAUCUCUCGUCCACAAUUUGAUCAUCUUCCACUGAAGAAGGGCGAUCCGAAGGCCUCCGCUUGGGGACUCUGGGGCGACCAGGAUGAGCGGGGGACACUGAAUCUGAUCACCCACGAUGUUGUGCGCGCGGCUUCAAUGGAGUCUAUCUAUGGGAAAGUUAUUAACUUGAAUCUACCCCUAGAUGUUCCAUUAAAGCCAAUGAACCCCCGCAGGAAGCCAUGUGCCCAUACAUUGAUUGCUAAGGGACAUGCAAAUGACGACGAGCUCGAUUUUAACACGCAAAGUUCGAGCCAUUGGGAUGGGCUCCGCCAUUUCCCAUACUCCGAAACCAAGCAAUUCUAUAACGGUGUUCUUCAAGAAGAAAUCGCAUCUACUCAUAAGAUUGGAAUUCAAAAUAUCGCAGAGAAUCCAAUCGUGACCCGAGGAGUCCUUCUCGAUUGGUAUGAAUAUGUCCAGCGAAAGGGCCUGCAACAUCAUCCAUUUACAAACCAAGCCAUUCAUCUCCAUGAGUUGCUCGAGAUUGCAAAGGAGCAAAAGGUCACUUUCCGCCGCGGAGACGUUCUUCUCAUCCGUACAGGUUGGACUGCGGCCUAUUCCAAGUUAACCAAUGCUGAAAAGGACCAUCUCGGUGGACGCGAUGACCGUGCCUCUUGUGGUGUCGAGGCCUCAGAGGCAGCGAUAAGAUGGCAUUGGGAGCAACAAUUCUCCGCGGUAGCCAGUGACACGGUGGCAUACGAACAAUGGCCGUCACCGAAGCCGUGGGGUGUCUGUAUGCACGAGGUCUUUCUCAGUGGCUGGGGAAUGCCCAUCGGUGAGUGCUGGGACCUGGAAGAGUUGAGUAAGACUUGCAAAGACCUACGUCGUUGGACGUUCAUGCUCACCAGCCAACCGCUCAACCUCUAUGGGGGUGUUGCCAGCCCACCUAAUGCAACUGCAAUUUUUUGAUUUUUUCCUUUAUAACUCCAAAAAGGAAGGCAAUGUCUCUUGCCAAAUGCAAUGAAACAAAACUAGAUACUCCAUUCGAGCUUAGCCCUUUAAGUACAGCGGUAUGAUUGUUAAAAUAGAGGAACGCAUGUCGAACUUGAAAACUUGACAAGUACAAACCACACCAAAACUAUGAGUGAUGUCGACAUGUCUGUUGAGUUUCGUAUCCUGUGCUUAAGUUGUCUGGCAGCUUUGCAACAAGACAUGCGACG
Messenger RNA from Aspergillus wentii DTO 134E9, 1721 nucleotides. RefSeq lists its product as uncharacterized. Bases 418 to 1470 code for a protein of 350 amino acids. Gene Ontology annotation, molecular function: arylformamidase activity. Lineage: Eukaryota; Fungi; Ascomycota; Eurotiomycetes; Eurotiales; Aspergillaceae. The record is from RefSeq and is a predicted model, not a curated record. The transcript is spliced from 5 exons.